Phymastichus coffea is the source of this 3244-nucleotide messenger RNA. Its product is annotated as ras-related protein M-Ras-like. The coding region runs from base 460 to 1056 and encodes 198 amino acids. Gene Ontology annotation, molecular function: GDP binding; GTP binding; GTPase activity. The transcript has 4 exons. The record is from RefSeq and is a predicted model, not a curated record. Gene Ontology annotation, cellular component: plasma membrane. Lineage: Eukaryota; Metazoa; Arthropoda; Insecta; Hymenoptera; Eulophidae. Gene Ontology annotation, biological process: signal transduction.
GACUCGUAGUUCAGCGUGUCGACACCAGAGCCAAUAAUAAUCAAAGAAAGAAUAAGAAGGGAGAGAUCGAAUGAGGCGCGACGCCGCCACCGUCGACGUAGUUAGUUGUAAGAAGAAGAGAGAUUGACGCGUUUUCUCCCUCGAGAGCGACGUUAUUUUCUGUGUGCGCGGUGGCGGCGGCGCCUGGAGAGUUGCGGUAGAUCUGCCUGUCUCUCUACUGCUACUGUCGCAUUAUCGAACGACAACGACGCAAUGCUCGUGGCUCUUGUAACGAACACUAUGUUAUAAAGAAAAUUGAUUAAUAAGACGCUCAGCUUGUUGGCGGGCGUGAAGCGCUAAGCAACCAUCCAGGUAGAUCAGUCUUUGUUUAAAGACUGAGACAACCAAGUGUCAACCACGGGCACCAACGACAACAGUAGCAGUAGUGGUAGUAGUGGCGCUAGCCGGAGCAGAGGCGGCAUGACUCGACCACCCAACAAUGACAACCUUAUGACCUUUAAAUUGGUUGUCGUCGGUGAUGGUGGUGUCGGCAAGAGUGCCCUCACCAUACAGUUCUUCCAGAAACUGUUUGUCACCGAUUACGAUCCCACCAUCGAAGACAGCUACAUCCAGCACACCGAGGUUGACAAACAGUGGUGCAUCUUAGAUGUACUGGACACCGCAGGUCAAGAGGAGUUUAGUGCUAUGAGAGAACAAUACAUGCGUAAGGGUGAUGGAUUCCUAUUAGUAUACUCAGUAACAGACAAGCAGUCCUACGAAAAUAUCGUCAAUUUUUAUACGCAAAUCUUACGAGUCAAGGAUCGAGAUAUAUAUCCGAUGCUCUUGGUUGCCAACAAAGUUGACUUGGUACAUUUGAGAAAAGUCACCGAGGAGCAAGGUAGAGAGUUAGCACAUCGACUAGGUAUUCCUUACAUCGAAACUUCAGCGAAAGAUCCCCCUUUAAAUGUUGAUGCUGCGUUUCACGAGGUUGUUCGCAUCAUAAGAAAUCAGCCACCAGCUGAACUUGAGAAAAAUCGUCGAAAGCGUCGGCGAACUGGAAAGUGCUCUAUUUUAUAAUUUUCUCUUUUUUUAUGAGAAAAAUUUGCUAAAAUUUAAAUUUACAAACUUAACAUGCAACGAUAAAAUCGUUAGUUGUCUAAAAACUUCAUUCGUGUUUAUUUGACAUUUUUUGAGAUCCAGUCUCAAUUCUAGUCUUCAGUCAUUUACAAACAGGUAAUUUUUCAAGUUCUUCCUUAUAGCCAAUUUUAACGCGCAAAGUCUGAGAGGCGCAAAACUGAAAUGUCACUUAUCUUUUAUUUAAUGAAUAUUAAAAAAGGUAAUAUUUCGUCAAUGUACCCAAUGUACCUGGCACAUAACAUAAAGAAAGGUCGCGCCAAAGGAUAGUAAAUUCCGUUAACUAUGUAAAUUAUUUUAAUGCUAUUGUCAUACAUUUCUAUCUAGUCGGAAGAUUUUUAAUUGAUAUUUUUUAAAAUGUAAUAAUGGACUGCGUUUGUAUAUCUGCCGAUGAUUGAGGAAUUGAUCAUUUUUCUUAUCGAUUAUGCACGAGUCUAAUAAGAAAAAAAUAUCUCAUAAAGCAUGGUCAUGAAAUGACUGUAAUUCUACACGAGUCUUUUAUUAUCAAGUACUCGCUUUACAAAGCAUUGAUAGCAAAGGAUUGUAAAUGACUGUAUAGCAAUCUGAUGAUUUAAGAAAGCUAUCCAACUCACUUAAAUUACUUGAUUAAGUUUAUUUUUAACUUCCAUGCUCAUUUUAUAUUUUAUUUACUGAUCAAAUCGAUUACUUUAAUGCUUGUAGAAAUCUAUUAUGUUAUAUUCAUAAUUACAAAAUGGAUUGGAUAAUGACUACUUGAUUUUUUCGCAUGUUUCACAUUAAGAGACAAGCAUUUAAUGUGAGCAUUAUUUUGAUAUUGAACAGUAGCUUUUGAUAAAUGUGCAUAAAAAAAGUAAAUUAUACAAUGUUAUUAUUCCUCAAAAGAAAAAAUUGAUUAGUUAAAUGCGCUUCGAUUAAACAUGCGAUAAUAACACUAUAUUUUAAAUAUUAAACGUUGUAUUAUAAAAAUUUGAUGAUUGAGAAAUUGUUUCUUGUUAUUUUUGCAAAAUUAUUGUAAAAUUUCUUCCAAUAAAAUUUUUUCAGAAUUCAUUGGUUCAUAAAGAAAAUAGAUUACAAAUUUUUUAAUGAAUACUAUGUAAGAUAAAAUGCCAUGGCCUACAUUAGUACGUAAUUAAGUCAAAUAAUUCAUCCAUGUAUCUUAUGAAAGAUUAACAUUUUCAUGUAAUAAUAGGGUCACUAUUAUAAAAUCCUUGUAUGUAAAGACAUCAACAUUUUUUACUGAGAUUAAAAAUGAAAAGAUAAAAAAUAAACAAGCUGUAAUUGUAAAAGUGUAAAACAAUUGUAAUGGAUAAGGAAAAUUCAUGAUAAAACAAUUAUCUAUACCAAAGCCUGUGAUUUUUUCCAAAGUAUAAAAACAAUAUACAUUCAACUAUUGUGGAAAUUGGUUUAUUGAAGAUAAGCCAAUCGAAAUCGCUAAAGAAACAUAAGAGUAGACUAUUGAAAAUGACGAUUUUCACAUAAAACAAACUCAAAUCGUGCACAAAAGAAACGAAAAAAACAAACAAUGCACAGUUACACAUAUGUCGCCGUCCAAUGUAAUGAGCCAGCCACCCAUUUUCUCGCGUCAGUUUCUUCUUUUUCUUCUUUCAAUGCACGUAUUCGUGUUUAGAAAAGCACAAAAUAGAAAGAGAAACCAAAACAUGAAUCGAAUAUGCUUUGAGUGGUAAAUUCAAAGUGAACUUUCAGACAAAUUUCCAUAUACAAUUACGAUAAACGAAAAAAAAAGUAAAGCUUUGAAGUUUUUAUGAAAGUGAUAGUUUUUGAAAAAUUGUACAUAAACUACGCAAAAUAGUCGAAAAUAAGUUAUCUAGACAAAUAAUAAAUAUUAAAAAAAUUGUACAUUCCAAAAGAAGGAAAGGUAGAACGCAUUGAGAAAAACGAAAAUCACUAUAUUUUCUGAAAUAUUGAAAUUCAUCAUUUAUUCAUGAGUGGCAUUGUAAUGAGAAUAAAAGGGUGAAUGAAAUAGUAUGUCAUGUAAUGUUAAGAUAAUGUGUUAAUAGUCGAAAGACUAGUAACCAAAUGUAAUUGAAAUUUUUUGUUAAUAAAGUGUCUAACUGUGCAGGUCACCGUGUACACAUUACUUGGAUGUAACAUGACAAAUUGUAUAUAAAUAUAAAAGAAUAUAAACGUUAAA